AUGGGUCUAGUUGCAACACUUGAUAAGUAUACGCUGGAGAAGCUCGCCCGGUUAGUAAGGCAUAACGAUAGCAAAGCUUUACAAGUCCAUGAAUUGAUUCAAUCGGGAGAGCUCACUGAGAAGCAAAAUUCUAACAAAGUUUUGGAUAUUUUACAAUACAUAUACACCCAUCCCUCCAACGAAAACGAGAGAUAUCCGGGCUGGCUUUUUGGUUUUUUAAAGCAGAAAUCGGUGUUUAAAAAGGAAAAGCUUCAAAUGUUUGAAAGAUAUUCUGCUAUAUUAAAAUUACACCAUAUAAUGAUGGACUUCAAAGAUGAAAAUAAUGGGAUUUUACUACGGACCUACACUGAGCAGUGGAACACAGCAACUAUGGGAUAUCUUUCACAGAGGAAGUUCUGCAAGUGGUCAGAGCAUGAGGGCAAAGCUUUACCAAAACUAGUUGAUUUUGAGUUCCCCGAACCUCCGGCUGAAAAUCUGCAAGAUAUCAAGAAGCUAGUGAAAUUGAGGCAACAGUAUAUAUCUGCUCUAGACUUGAAAAAAUCUCCUCCGGAUUUGCAGAUCGUAAUUGCUCCUAACAUGUUUGGCGAACCUCCAGCACCUCAGAGAGUUUUUAACAAAAUGAUUAGAAGAUUAGAGGCACUUCAAGACUAUUACAAAAAGAACCAACCAGUGUCAACAGUAGAUAUGGAUGAACUAAAUAAAAUAAACUUGUUAGAAAUCGACGGUUAUUUUAGAGAGGCCUAUGUUGAUUUUUUGAACGCUAUAUUUGUGAUUAAAAACGAUAGUACUAUUGAGAAAUCCGCCAUGAUACAAAGACAGGUUGCUACUUCGAAACGUGUUGAGUCUCUAUAUCAGAAGUUUUAUAAAGACGACAAUACCCCAACAAAUUAG
Molecule: messenger RNA, 891 nt
Organism: Pichia kudriavzevii
Lineage: Eukaryota; Fungi; Ascomycota; Pichiomycetes; Pichiales; Pichiaceae
Exons: 1
Coding region: 1-891 (296 amino acids)
Source: RefSeq, a predicted model, not a curated record